UCAGAGCGGAUCUAGCCUUCUCACAGUGGCAGCCUGAGAACCUUUCCAAGGUGCACUGAAGAAUUCUCAAACCCGUAUUUCAGUCAACGGGCUUCACCCACACCUUUCGUCCUCCUCUUUUCCACUUAGUUCUUUCUCCCUCCCUCUCUCCCUGUUAUUGGACUGACUCAGAGAGAGAGAGAAUUGUGUUUUUUCUUAAGCACUAACGCUGUAGUGUUUCGGUAUCGCAAUUUUAAAAGAUGGAUAGAACGGAGCUGAUUCAGAAAGCUAAGCUGGCCGAGCAAGCGGAGCGUUACGAGGAUAUGGCCGCGUCGAUGAAAAUGGUAACUGAGCAAGGAGCCGAGUUGUCCAACGAGGAGAGAAACCUGCUUUCGGUCGCUUACAAAAACGUUGUGGGCGCCCGGAGGUCGGCUUGGAGGGUCAUCUCCAGUAUCGAACAGAAAACAGACGGUAGCGACAAGAAGCUUCAAAUGGUUAAGGAAUACCGAGAGAAGGUGGAAGCUGAGCUGCGAGAUAUUUGCAACGACGUACUGGAGCUUCUUGGUAAAUAUUUGAUUGAGAACUCCACCACCCCAGAGAGUAAAGUCUUCUAUUUAAAGAUGAAGGGGGAUUAUUACAGAUACCUGGCUGAGGUGGCCUCUGGAGACAGCAGGAAGGACACGAUCACCCACUCUCAGGAGGCCUAUCAGGAGGCCUUUGACAUCAGUAAGAAAGAGAUGCAGCCCACGCACCCCAUCCGUCUGGGCUUGGCCCUCAACUUCUCCGUCUUCUACUACGAGAUCCUCAACUCCCCUGAGCAGGCCUGUUCCUUGGCCAAACAGGCUUUUGAUGAAGCCAUUGCAGAGCUGGACACUCUGAAUGAAGACUCGUACAAAGACAGCACCCUGAUCAUGCAGCUGCUUAGAGACAACCUCACAUUAUGGACCUCUGACAACGCAGCAGAGGAAGGAGAGGGUGGAGAAGGAGGAGAGAACUGAGAUAUUGCUUCCUCUCGUCAGAAACGAAACAAAAAAAAGAAAAAAAAAAAGAAACCUUUUUACACAUCACUCAUUCCUUGUGUUCACUCCAGAUUAUUCUCACCGUCCCUUCAUUACCAUAGAGCUCCAGGUGUGUGUGUGUUGAGGUGCGUGCGUGCGUG
Messenger RNA from Chanos chanos (milkfish), 1138 nucleotides. RefSeq names its product tyrosine 3-monooxygenase/tryptophan 5-monooxygenase activation protein, theta polypeptide a (gene ywhaqa). Lineage: Eukaryota; Metazoa; Chordata; Actinopteri; Gonorynchiformes; Chanidae. The transcript is spliced from 6 exons. The record is from RefSeq and is a predicted model, not a curated record. The coding region runs from base 240 to 977 and encodes 245 amino acids.